AAGUCUUCUGUGUAAUAUUACAGUAUAUUAUAAUAAUGCAUAUACUCUUCUUCUUCUUCUUCUUCUUCUUCUUCUUCUUCUUCUUCUUCUUCUUCUUUUAAUACAGCCCUUUCUUUUCCUCAUCUUCAUUGAACUUGGGAAUUUGCAAAAAAGAAAGAAAUUAAUUAGAUGGGUUUGUUGUCACUAUUGGAGGUGGCUUUCAUUCCCAAUUUGCAAGUCCUUCUGAUGUGUUCAGUGGGAGCUUUUUUAGCCACUGAUUACUCUAAUCUUCUUCCUGCCCAUGCUAGAAUCUCUCUCAACAAGAUUGUGUUUGCUGUUUUCACUCCUUGUCUCAUGUUUGCAAAUUUGGCCAAAACAGUCACCUUUCAAGACAUUGUUUCAUGGUGGUUCAUGCCACUCAAUAUUGCUUUUACCUUUCUAUUUGGAGGGCUUUUGGGGUGGAUUGUUAUUAAACUUUUGAAACCAAAGUCAUAUCUUGAAGGCCUUGUCAUGGCAGUCUCUUCCACUGGGAACUUAGGGUACCUUCUUCUCAUCAUUAUCCCUGCAAUUUGUUAUGAAAAUGGCAGCCCUUUUGGCAACCACAAUACUUGUGCUUCUCUUGGACUCUCUUAUGCAUCCUUUUCCAUGGCGCUAAGUGGAUUUUGCCAAUGGACAUAUACUUACCACCUUUUGAAAACCUCCUCCUUGCGAUCGAAUGCAAUUGAAGAAGCCCCUGGCAUUGACCACCUCCAUACUCACCUUCUUGGUCGUGUUUUAGUUGAACAGAUCGAAUCCCAAGAAACAGUGCCCACCAACUUAUCCUCUUCCAUCAGGGCUCAAACACUACAAAUUUUGUACACCAUUAUUCAAGAAUCAUUAACCCCUCCAUCCUUAGGAGCAAUUGUGGGAUUGAGUUUUGGAGCUGUAUCAUGGCUUCAAAAUCUAGUAGUUGGAGAGAAUGCUCCACUUAGAGUAAUCCAAGACUCUGUCCAACUACUCGGAAAUGGGACGAUUCCUUGCACGCUUUUGAUAUUAGGUGGCAAUCUCAUUCAAGGGUUGCGGUCUUCAAAGGUGAAGCUGAGCACAAUUUUGGGAGUGAUUGGGGUCCGGUACUGUGCGUUGCCCGCAAUAGGAAUUUUGGUAGUGAAAGCGGCAGACACAUUAGGAUUUUUGGCACCGGACCCUCUUUACCACUUCUUGUUGAUGGUUCAAUACACCACGCCACCAGCUAUGUCCAUCAGCACAAUGACUCAGUUGUUCGGCGUUGGUCAAGAGGAAUGCUCUGUUAUUAUGUUUUGGACUUAUUUGAUUGCUAUUCUUUCUCUUGCUCUUUGGUCUGCACUUUUCAUGUGGAUCUUGUCUUGAUUCAAUCUUUUCUUUUCUUCUUAGCUCCUCGUAGAAUUAAAGCAUUAUAGCACAUUCAACCAAGGGAAGGGCUUGACAAAUUCAUUAUUGAGAUUAGCUAUGGGACGUGGGUGUGGAUCUUUUAAAGAAUUGGAGCCACCUCACUCAUUUUGUAUUAUUUUGCUAUAUUCCAAAAAUAGAGAGAGAUAAAAUGGAGGAAAGUGGUCACGCGAUCUAGAUUAUUAUGAACAAAUUAUGAACUAUAUUAUUUACCGAGGAGACAAGUCCCAAUCAGCUUAUAUAAAGGCCAUCUUAUGUUGUACUA
Cucumis melo (muskmelon) is the source of this 1648-nucleotide messenger RNA. Its product is annotated as protein PIN-LIKES 7-like. The transcript is spliced from 8 exons. The record is from RefSeq and is a predicted model, not a curated record. Gene Ontology annotation, cellular component: membrane. NCBI's taxonomy places the organism in Eukaryota, Viridiplantae, Streptophyta, Magnoliopsida, Cucurbitales, Cucurbitaceae. The coding region runs from base 169 to 1344 and encodes 391 amino acids. Gene Ontology annotation, biological process: endoplasmic reticulum to cytosol auxin transport.